Lottia gigantea (owl limpet) is the source of this 894-nucleotide messenger RNA. RefSeq lists its product as hypothetical. NCBI's taxonomy places the organism in Eukaryota, Metazoa, Mollusca, Gastropoda, Lottiidae. The record is from RefSeq and is a predicted model, not a curated record. The transcript has a single exon. Bases 1 to 894 code for a protein of 297 amino acids.
AUGGAGGACAAACAAAACAUGCAAUUUGUAGGCUUUAAUGCCAAAACUUUUCACAAUUUCUUCGCAACUGUGGAUGUACAAUCGGAUGCUUCUGAUUGGUAUUUCUCAGGAAAAAUCAUUUUACGUAGAAACAAUUUCAAAGAAAUAAAAAGAUCAAAAAAGGGUAGUGGUGUUACCCUACUCAAAAAGAUAAAUGAAUAUAGUAGCGGUAUAAAUUGUUACAUACCAAGCGAUGGAUACUGCUUUGUAAAGUGCGUAAAUCGUAUUUUAAACGAAGACUACACAAAAGAAUUUCAAGAUUUCAUCAACAGUUUUUCAAAAUCAAACAGAAAAGGAGUUAUGACAACUGCUAGAAUCUGUGAUUUCAAUAAGAAAUUUAAUUCUUUUUUUCAAAUUUAUAUGCCCAAACAUAGACAUUUUCAACCAAAGAAAGUAUCCGAGGAAUUAGAUUGGGUAUUUUACUUACAUAAAUCACAUUUCUGUCUCAUUAGAAGAAAUAACAAAACCUUAGAUAUUAAAGAAAUAGAAGAUAAUUACGAUGAAAACGUAUGGAGAACUUGUAGAGAUGCUAAUGCGGUAACACAAGUUUCACCUUCAAAACUAAAUGUUUUUCCAACAAUUCACGAUGAUUGUUUAUACGCAUGGGAUUGCGAAACCUAUCGCGAAAAAGAAACGAAUAAAGCCAUUCCUUAUUCUUGCACGUUAAUUAAUUUAGAAAAACUAAGAAAAAAGUUAGACAGAAUAAAACAUAACUUUCCAGAUUUAAAUCCCACUGAUAGUGUUCCAGAAGAAUUUUAUAAUAAAUUAAUGAAUAUAGUAGAACUAUUUAUGGGUAAAGAUUGCAUCGAUCAAAUGUUGCAACGUUUAGGAAAAAUAGAUAAAAAAAAGGAAUAA